AUGCCGAAGAAGGGGAAAGCCCCAGAGUUGUCUCUCGAAGCAGGCCAAAUAACGGUCACAGCACAGCAGAGCCGGUUCCAUACCGAUGCAGUAGAUGUCCCAGUUUCGAAAGAGAUCCUAGUCAAAGACCUUAGCAUCUCAGUUGGCCAACGGGAGAUCGUGUCACAUGCGGAACUGAACCUGCAGGAGGGCAGGCACUACGUUCUCGUUGGUCGCAAUGGCACAGGCAAAUCGACGCUGCUAAAAGCUGUAGCGGACGGAAUGGUACCUGGCAUUCCCUGGAGCUUACGGAUACUGCUUCUCGGCCAGACAGCACAGAGCUUGGAGACCGGAAUUGACAACCUGAGCAUCGCCGAGAAGACCGUACUGCAGCAUGUUAUCCAGAGCAAUCGAGUCCGAGAACGGUAUCUAAGGGAGGCAAGCAUGCUGUCAGCUGCGCUCGAGAACGCCAAGGACCCAAUGGCGUCCGUCAAGGCCUUCCACCAGAUUAGCCAUGAGCGACUUGAGCGUAGUGUCUCCGAAGCUCGCCAGAUCGCCGCACGACGGAGUGGCGCACGUGGACUCAAAGCAAGAAAGGCGCUCAUAGCUUUAGAAGAACAACUCGUCGAAUCGCAGCGCCGCGUUGACGCCGAUCUGAGCGAGAUCGAGCCGUCACAGGUACAUGAAGGUUCUCAAGGGGCUGCCGAUAUGUUGGCUGAGAUCCACUCCGCGCUCGACCUGAUGAACGCCUCAGCCGCUGAAGCCAAAGCCAGAACCGUUCUUCUCGGCUUAGGAUUCUCUACAGAAAGCCUAGACAAGCCCUUGACGAACCUGUCCGGCGGUUGGAAAACGCGAUGUGAGCUUGCAUGCGCGCUGUGUCAGCCAGCCGACGUGCUACUGCUCGAUGAGCCGACCAACUUCUUAGACUUACCAUCGAUCAUCUGGCUACAACGCUACGUGCAGGAACUCGAGGAUACUACAGUCGUCGUAGUCACACAUGAUAGAGACUUCGCCGACGCCGUAGCGGAGGAGCUAAUUGUACUACGCCACCUGGUCCUCGAGUACUUCCGCGGAAACUUGUCCGCUUACGAAGCCGAACGCCUUGUCAACAUAAAAUACAUGACGAAGAUGAAAGAUGCCAAGGACCGCCAGAAGAGUCACAUCGAGAAGACGAUACAGCAGAACGUCAAAGCUGCGAAAAAGUCCGGCGACGACAACAAGUUACGCCAAGCAGCUUCCCGCCAGAAGAAGCUGGACGAGCGCUGGGGCUUGGAGGUCAGCGCGAAGGGCACUCGAUUCAAGCUCAACCGUGACCUCCCGGGCUAUCACACCUCUAAUCGGGCCGACAUCGAAGUGCCGCAAUUUGAUCCGCCGGUCCGCAUAUCUUUUCCUAUGACACCGCCUGACCUACGCUUUCCAGGUUCAAUAGUUUCCCUGGAGAAGGUCUCGUUCGCCUACGGGAAAAAAUCCUCUUCCCUUCUCAAUGAUAUCAGUUUUACCAUGCAUCCUGGCGAGCGUGUCGGCAUCGCAGGCCUCAACGGGUCUGGCAAGACCACGUUGAUCUCUCUGAUAGUCGGUGAUCUCGCACCCAUCAAAGGGACGGUCACGAGACAUCCCAGGGCAACAAUGGCACGCUUCUCACAGCAGGCGGUGGAGCUACUCGAUGGCAUCGCGAGCCAGCAUCACGGUCUAACUGCACUCACGCAUCUGCUAGAGGUCUCUAAUGGAGAGCUGGCUGAGACGGACGCGCGGAAACUCUUGGGUUCAUUGGGACUGCAAGGCCAACUAGCCUCCGAUGUUCCCAUCGUAGCUCUCUCGGGAGGCCAGAAGGUACGCCUCGCUAUAGCGAAGCUGCUGUGGUCGCCUCCGCAUCUGCUGGUCCUGGACGAAGUUACAACGCAUCUGGACGCCGAUACGAUCCUGGCUCUCGUCACGGCGCUGCGUGGAUAUGAGGGAGCUUUGCUCGUCGUGACUCACGACAGGUUCUUCAUGCGCUGUGUGGUAGAAGGGGAGAAUCCGACAAGCAUGUCGCGUGGUCUCCAUGAUGCCUAUGACCCGGAGGAGGAUGAGACAAGCGAAGAGGCGUCUGCAGCGCGGGUCGGUGCCGUUUAUCGUCUGUCUAAAGCACAGUUGAAGAAGCUCGAUGGCGGGAUGCGGCAGUACGAAGAGAUCGCAGCAAGGUCUACGUCGAAGCUGAGAAAAAGCUGA
Messenger RNA from Coniosporium apollinis CBS 100218, 2187 nucleotides. RefSeq lists its product as uncharacterized. Bases 1 to 2187 code for a protein of 728 amino acids. The transcript has a single exon. Lineage: Eukaryota; Fungi; Ascomycota; Dothideomycetes. Gene Ontology annotation, molecular function: ATP binding; ATP hydrolysis activity. The record is from RefSeq and is a predicted model, not a curated record.